This is a messenger RNA of Anneissia japonica, 1974 nucleotides long. RefSeq lists its product as uncharacterized. The coding region runs from base 189 to 1700 and encodes 503 amino acids. The transcript is spliced from 3 exons. Lineage: Eukaryota; Metazoa; Echinodermata; Crinoidea; Comatulida; Comatulidae. The record is from RefSeq and is a predicted model, not a curated record.
UGAACCGGGACCUUCUGCUGCCUAGCAGACGCCUUAACCAACUAGGCCAUUGAGGCCUUGUGGUGGGAUUCAAAACCGAUUAAAGCAGAGGCAAUGUAUUUUGCUGCUGGUUUCGAAAACAGCAAGUUGCUGCAAGUACUGUAAACUGAAUCAACAGUGUGACAGAAAUUGAAAGCAAAGACGCAAGUAUGUAUUUUGCUUCCAUUACGGUUUUACUACUGUUCUCCUAUACAUAUCAAGCUUCUUCAAAAGAUGAUAAAUCGUUGAUUAGGUCUGGUCCAUUCAAUAUAACAAUAAAUGAAGGAGAGGAUGGUCAACUUACCUGCAUUUUAGAUGACGAUCCUACAGUUACAAAAUGGAUGAAAAAUGAAACGGUCGUCAAAGCAGAUGAUCAACACAUUGUGGAGUAUAACAGUAAGACAAGAAUCUUCACUCUCGAAAUUAAAACAGUGAAACGCUCUGACAAGGGAUAUUAUCAGUGCAAAAUAGAUACAAGAGAACAAACAUUUAUUUCAGACAAAGCGUGGUUGACAGUCAAUGAAGUAACAGGGGAGCCACAUCCGAGCUGUGAAAUAUCAAAGCCUAUAUACAACCUAUGUGAAACGGUACAUAUGACAUGCAUGACGAAGAAUAAGUCACCACCAGACACAUUGAAAUUCUUGGCAAUUGUUUUAGAUUCGUCAAGGAACGGAUAUUAUUCUGAUUAUGGGGGUACUAAUCGACCAUUGGAUUCAACUUCAUCCUCAAAACCGAUUAACACUGCCUGCCACUGUAGUAAUGGAACCCACCGAUGGGCUACUGCAGAAUUCAAAGCUGAUAAACCAUUUAACAAUUCACGCAUAAAAUGCGAAAUGUCUAAUGGAAGUCAGUGCAACAAGACCUUAAAGAUCUUCCCAGAAGUAUUUAUCACAGGACCAGAAAAUAUAUCAGCAUAUGAAGGAAUGGAUGUAGUACUCACAGUCACUAUAAACACUGAUGUUAGAUUAAAUAUUCUUCAAACAAAGUGGACCAGAGGAGAGGUUGACAAAGAAUAUAUAGAUGAAACUGAUAAUCGUUACGCAAUGAACAAUUCUCAAGUACAGAUCACUCUCACAAUAAAUAACUUGAGGCACUCGGAUGAAGGAUAUUACCAGUGCCAAGUACAUAUUGAAGAAUAUGGAUAUUUGUUUUCAAGUUAUGCCUGGCUUACAGUCAAUCAUCAUCUUGAGUGUAAAACGUCUAAGCCUGCUUAUGAAGCGGGUGAGAUUGUGGAAUUUACUUGUACCACUGAUAGAAAAAACCCGGAUAACUUAAAAUUUAAGGGGAAAUCACACACCAGUGUGUACAAAAGCUACAAUGAAACAUACGCAUGGAUUACAUCCACGUUUCAAGCGAAGAAAAAAGAUGAUGGCUUAACAAUCAGUUGUGAAAAUACAAUUUUGCCCUCAGAAACCUGCUCCUUGAUAUUAAACAUAUCAACACUAACAAACAAUAAUAAUAAUAAUGAUAAAGCCCCAGAGCCAGUCUGUCAAUGUCAAUGCCAUCAAACAGGCCUAAUUGUUUUGAUCGUUUUGAGUAUAAUUUCUAUAAUCAUACUGCUUUUUGUGUGUGUAAAAUGUGAGUCUCAACAACCUGGUUGCCUGACAAAGCUGAAGAAAAUGUGCCUGAGGUCUAGCAGAUCGAUAAGAUCUGAGCACAAAGUGCAUUUCACCAAUGAGUAAUGCUGUAUAGGCCUAUAUAUACAUAUAUAUAUAUAUAUAUAUAUAUAUAUAUUUGUACAUACAACAGUUUAAUUUGUCUUGUAGGCCCUAUGUAAGUUGUGUAUGCAUUUUUAUUUGUUAUAUGGAUAUGUACAUCCGAAUUUAAAGUUGUGAUCGAUUGAUUUUAUAAAAUUUGUUUUCGUAAUGGUAGUUAAUUAUUCCUGUAUUUUCGUUUUCAUUGUCAUCAUAAUUUUUUCACUACUGUUAUAAAAAAAAAUUAUCACUACUGUUAAAA